Messenger RNA from Drosophila ficusphila, 997 nucleotides. RefSeq lists its product as uncharacterized. Gene Ontology annotation, biological process: cytoskeleton-dependent cytokinesis. The transcript has a single exon. NCBI's taxonomy places the organism in Eukaryota, Metazoa, Arthropoda, Insecta, Diptera, Drosophilidae. Bases 88 to 666 code for a protein of 192 amino acids. The record is from RefSeq and is a predicted model, not a curated record. Gene Ontology annotation, cellular component: dynactin complex.
GAAUCAACAUCGAUAGUUGCUCCAACCUAACAGACUGACAUCAUUCCCUCAGUGCAACCAAACAAAAUAAAGAGAAAUCGACCGAAAAUGGAGGCCCUGGACAUUCUGGAGAAGCGCAUCGAUGCCCUAACGCGAGUCCUGGGUCCCGUGCACGAGGCAGAGGCGGGAGAAGGCGUGGUGGACGCACUCUGCUCUGCUCACGCUCUUCUGGGCGAGGCGACCACAGGAAGUGUUCCACUGCAGCAAUGCGUGAAGAGAUCCGGUGAACUGGAGAAGUACCUCGAUCCCAACUUCCUCGAGGAGCAGCAGCAGGUGCGCUCCAAGGAGGUCUACCUGCACGCCGUUGCUCCGGAGUUGCAAACCCAGGCAGAGCAGCUGGAGAGGAUCAGGCAGCUGGAACCAGCUCUGGGUGCUGAGUACUUCCGCAGCAUUCCCUCCGAGUGUCUGGACCAGCUUAAGGGCAUCACCCAAAACAACGGGGAGUACGCCCAGCAAAGUGAGCUCAUUGAGGAAAGCCUGGUUUUGGCCAUGAAGCGGUAUGGUGAGAUCCAGGCGGGUUUGUUGAGCUCCUUGGACGCCAUGAGCGAGCGGUUGGACCAGGUGGAGGAGCGCAUGGAGCAGAGAAAGCGGGCAGAGCUCAACAAGGACGUGCCGCCAAAGGAUUGAGCGGAUAUCGCUCCAUAGACUGCUGAAAGUAUUUCAUACGGCCCCGUUUUCAAAUCCUUUCCCAUUCAUAACAAGAUAUUCCUAUUGGCAAGGUAUUGGUUCUUAAUGGAACUAAUAUUGGAUCGCAAUGUAUUAUUUCUGUUAGAAACUGAAAUUUGAUUGGAAUCGGACAAGAAAUCUGGGGUAUUAGAUUUUCUAACCACUAUAAGCAGAAAAGUGGAUAAUGAUGCUCUUUCAAUUGUAAGUUUCCUUUUUAAUCAUAUAUUUAAUAUAGCACAAUAAACAAAUCUAAUAAAAACAUCCAAUAUUAAUCGGAUGCCGACUUCUGAAA